Molecule: messenger RNA, 3657 nt
Organism: Ectocarpus sp. CCAP 1310/34
Lineage: Eukaryota; Phaeophyceae; Ectocarpales; Ectocarpaceae
Source: the annotation of a GenBank genome assembly
AUGCAAUGCAGGCACUACAUCAAAGACGAGACUAUGCGAACGUUGUUCGGCCUUGUACCCUUCUAUGGGGGGGAUGAUGGACCGAUGGACCAAAUGGUUAAAGCCACUCUUGCAAGUGUACGUCCCGACGCAAUCGAUGUUCGCAACGAGGCGGGGGAUACCUUGCUCAUUCUCGCCUGUCAACACGGGUGCGAGGUGCGGCUCGUUGAAACUUACCGACUAAGACAACCGCACGCCGGUUUGAAAACGACGCUCUGUUCGAGUGUUCUUGAGUGUGGUUUUCACAAAUUUCAAGCGUUGGAUCUCGUGGAGCCUAUUCUCGCGAAGGGUGCGAAUCCUACGGCAGUGAACGCGGUCGGUAUUUGUGCUCUUCACUACACCUGCUUCGCCGACUCGCUGUCCUACGACGCAGCCGAAGCGUUGUUGUGGAAGGGCGCCGAAACAUCCACCGCCGAGACUACGUACGGUUGUACCCCGCUACACUAUGCUGCAAGUUCUGGCGACGCCGAGAUAUGCGCUUUGUUGGUAGAGCACGGGGCGCAGCCAAAGGCAAGCAAUGCAACCCAAGACUACUACAACUACACCGCUGUGAAAUACGCCAAGGACGCGGGGCACGAGCAUGUAGUCGAGCUGCUCGGCGGUGAAGAGGAGGGAGAGGGAUGGGAAGAGGUCGAGGAAGCCUACACGGGAAUGGGUACGGGAGAGGAAGGCGAGGCGUCGGGGCCGACCGGCGGCCUCUGGAUCCGCCACAUUGAUCCGCAGACGGAGCUCGCGUACUACAUGAACGACGAGACGGGUGAAUCAUGGUGGGAAACUGACCUGCAGGCAGUCGCCAAAGAGUUUCUGGCGACUGUUCCCGCCACUGCUGGCGGUGUCAACGGCAGCAAAACCGGGGCUGUGUCUGCAUCCAUCACACUCCCGCCCCUAGGGGUCCGGGAAUGGCUGGUGCAGGAGCAGGUGCGGUCGUGGCUGGUUGCCAUCUUUAGCCGAGCGGACCCACUGAAGCUGAUGGAGGUGGAUCUGGCCAUGCAAAUAGGAAAGGUGUGGCUGUGGGCGUUCCCAAGCGUUUUUGCAAUGCUGAUGACACUUCACGAAAUGCGGUGGACUCCUAAGGCGGACUUCAAAGAAAUGCUGCAAGCGCUCAUGAUACGCUACGGAAUCAAGAAAAUGGAUUUCCUCCGGGAGGCGUCAUUCCCAAAAUUGGAACCUCUUGGGGUUUCUUCGCUCAUUCCCUCUGAAGACGAACUGAGCAAAUCCGGGGCGGAACAGUCCACGCCGAAAACCGACGGCGAGCAGAAGCCCCCCGCGACCGAGGAUGGCGCUCAUGCCCAGCCUAGCCGAGCAGCCGAGGGGCAUCGAAGCAGUAGGGAAGCUACCGAGCUCGUGCCUGCGGCCCUUACCACCAGAAAACACAGCAGCACUAGCAUCGGUAGGAUAGCAGCAGUUGGGCAGCAAGGUGGGCGCGAUAACAACAACAACAACAACAACAACAACAACGGCAGCAGCAGCAGCAACAGGUCCCUCUACCGAGGAGCGUCUUCCCAGCACAACCUGCAGCGCGUCGAUUCACCCGCGGUACUACGUGCCGAGGCGGACAAAGUGUUUCAGGACAAUGAACUGGCCGAGGAACGGCAACGCCAAACAAGCGCCCUGAACGAGCAGCGUAAGACUCUUCGAAGCUUAGAGGAAGAUUUGCGGAAGCGAGAGGCUGCUUUGGCCAAGACGAAAGAGGAAGCGGAAGAAGCAAUGAGUGGGGUAGCAAAGCUCCAAUCGGCGUUGGCAGACGAUAGCUCGGGGCAGGCCGCGAUUGACUCGCUCUCGGAAGAGAUUACCAAGCUCAAGGCAGGCGUAGCCGCCGAGAAAGUGCGGUUGAGCCACAUCACGGAAACCCUCGAGGCUACCAAGGGAUCGGUCGAGGAGCAAGCCCAGGAAGAAGACCGGCGCGUCAGGCUCGAACGGCUGAGGUCGGACAAUGUGGCGGAGGUGGAGAAAAUCCGAACAGAUGCUGCAGACUCUCUGGGCAAGGCCGAGCAGGCUUGGGACACCGAGCGCGUCGAACUGGAGCGAGACCUGACCGAAAAGGGAGCCGGGAAAGUGGAUGAAGCUCGAGCGUGGAUGAAACAACACGCAGAGGAGCAUGCCGGCUCGAAGCAAAUCGACCAGACAAACAAGCAGUUGCACACGAGCCUCCGAAGAGAAAUGGAGCGUGCCAAGCAGCUUCAUAACCAGAUCGAGGAUACGAAGGGCCAGACACGAAUGUAUGCACGAGUGCGUCCAAUGGACGCUCUUGAGAAGGAGGCUGGAUGCAAGGAGGUGUGCCUGCGAGAUGGUAAGCAGACAUUGGCCCUCCUCACAGCAGUACAGCAACACUGGACGUUUACGCACGUCUUCCAAAAUGCGUCGGCCGAGGUAGCGGCGACUACAGCGGCGCAGGCAGAGCUGCACAAGGAAGUUGCGGGGCUGGGGACAACGCUCGCGGACGGUCACAACGUCCUUCUCAUGGCCGUAGGCGCUUCCCGGUCGGGAAAGACGCUGGCGCUUGUAGGAGAACCUGACCAGACAGCAGCAGGCGCAGGGGGUGACGGCUUCUUCUUUGCGGACAUUUCGGGCGAGGAUGAAAAACGGACGGCGACGCCUGCAGCGACGGCGAGUCAAGGCGAAUCCAAGAAAGUUCCGAAAAGGGGUAAGGGGAAGGUCGGUGGCGGCGGCGGAGGGGGCGAGCGCGGGAACGAGGGGGCGUUAGGCGAUGGUGGGGGGGGGGUUGCUGUCAAGGUGACACCCUUGGCCGGAGUGUUCCCGCGACUGGUGGCAGAAACGUUCGCGACGCUGAAGCAUCGCGUCGCGCAGUGCGCUUUUGUUGUUUGGGUCAGCGUCGUCGCGGUUUCAAUACCUGUGGCGCCGCAAGUAGCUACCGACAGUAGCGGUGUGGUAGAGAGCCUCCUACCUCCGGUGGACUCACCGCCUGUGUGCGGCGAUUCCUCCUCGGUGGUACGUGAAGGUGACACCUCUGAUAAUAAGAAGAACGAAGGGGAGCCAAACGCUACAUCCCCCGCACCUACGGAAGGGGAAAAUCGAUGGGGACGAGAGAUUGCGGCAUCUUCACCACAAGAGGUGAUGAGGAUCGUCAUGGACGCUAGGUCUCGGGCGAUGUCGUCACCGGAGGCGGGGGGAUCCGGAAAUUCCCGAGAGGUGCGGAAAGACAGACAUUUCCUGUCUAGAAUCCGAGUGGAGCUUGUGAACAGGAGCACACGCGAAGCCUCCUCAUGUGAGAUGGUUAUUGUGGAGCUCGUGGAGGAGAUGCCAGGGGAGGCUUGGCCGGCGGCCCUGGCAGACACCGUGCGCACUCACGCUGCUGCGACGGUUGUCAAUACCAACAAGGCGUACAGAGCGGACGGGCUCCCAGGGAUGGUCAGGAGUUGCCUCGCGGACACGGCCAAGGUUGUGACAAUCUUGUGCGUAAGCCCAGCUGACAACUACGCGGACAAGACCGAGAAAACCCUCAGCUUCGGGAAGGCCUGCGAAAACUCGGGCGAAAAUGGUGCUGCGCAGCUGAAGGAUCUCAAAAAGGAACUGGCUAGACUCAAGAAGGAGGCGACGGGCACCAGGAAAACGGCCCCGACUCAGCUUCCGCGUCCUGCUGGAGGGAAACGGUUAUAG